AUGGCUGAAUCUUCCAGUACCUUGCCAAGGGCUGGUAGUGCAGCAGAUUUGCCUCCUGCAAAUAUAAUUAAAGAAGGAUGGUUGUUUAAAAGAGGUGAACACAUCAAAAACUGGAGAUCACGAUAUUUUAUUUUAUUUGAUGAUGGCAGCCUUGUAGGUUUUAAAAACAAACCUGAAAGUGUUGGAGCUUAUUCAGAUCCAUUAAAUAAUUUUACAGUAAAAGGUUGUCAAAUUAUGUCUGUGGAUCGGCCUAAGCCUUAUACAUUUAUUAUUAGAGGCCUUCAAAUGACUACUGUUAUUGAAAGAACUUUUCAUGUUGAGACUGAAAAAGAGAGAGAAGAUUGGGUUGCAGCCAUUAGAUUGGUAGCUGCAAGACUAGCCGGAAUUGAAGAUGUUGAUGUCGAAAUGAGGAGCAAUUCUGCUUCAGGUAAUGGAAGUAUAGAUGUAGGAACAAUUGAUGAUUUAAGCGCUAAAUUUUCAGUGCAAGGUACAUCUCAUACUAAAAGCUCUGGAAAGAAAAAAGUUACGUUAGAAAAUUUUGAAUUUUUAAAAGUUUUGGGGAAGGGAACAUUUGGGAAAGUCAUUUUAUGCAGAGAAAAAGCUACUGGGCAUUUAUAUGCCAUUAAAAUUUUAAAAAAAGAAGUUAUCAUUGAAAAGGAUGAAGUAGCUCAUACUUUGACAGAAAACAGAGUUCUAAGAACUACAAAUCAUCCUUUUUUAAUUUCGUUAAAAUAUGCAUUUCAAACAGCUGAUAGAUUAUGUUUUGUAAUGGAAUACGUAAAUGGUGGUGAACUUUUCUUUCAUUUGUCUCGUGAAAGAUUAUUCGGAGAAGAAAGAACCAGAUUUUAUGGAGCUGAAAUUAUUUCUGCUCUGGGUUACCUACAUGAACAAGGAAUCAUUUACAGAGAUUUAAAGUUAGAAAAUUUAUUACUCGAUAACACAGGUCAUAUAAAAAUAGCAGAUUUUGGUCUUUGUAAAGAAGAUAUAACUUAUGGUCGUACAACCAAAACUUUUUGUGGUACACCAGAAUAUUUGGCUCCUGAAGUCCUGGAAGACAACGACUAUGGAAGGGCCGUAGACUGGUGGGGAGUAGGAGUCGUCAUGUAUGAAAUGAUGUGCGGUAGAUUGCCUUUCUUUAAUAAAGAUCACGAUAAAUUAUUUGCAUUAAUUCUUAUGGAAGACGUCAAGUUUCCACGUACAAUUAGCGCAGAGGCUAGAAGUGUUUUAGCGGGAUUAUUGAUUAAAAAUCCACAAAAACGACUUGGUGGUGGUGUAGAUGAUGCUAGAGAAAUUAUGAACCAUCCUUUUUUUGCUUCUGUUAAUUGGGUAGAUCUUGUUCAAAAAAAAAUCACUCCGCCUUUUAAGCCGCAAGUGACGGAUGAUACUGACACUCGAUACUUUGACUCGGAAUUCACUGGAGAAAGUGUGGAACUCACACCUCCUGAAAAUCCGGGUCCCCUUAAUACCAUAGCAGAAGAAUUAGACCAAAAUCAACCUUAUUUUCCUCAAUUUAGCUACAGCGAUCUAUCUUCGACGCUUAGCGCUAGCAGUUCCUCCCUUGCUCAGAGUGCCGGCGCCAUGCACUAG
This is a messenger RNA of Pediculus humanus corporis (human body louse), 1587 nucleotides long. RefSeq names its product RAC protein kinase DRAC-PK85, putative. Lineage: Eukaryota; Metazoa; Arthropoda; Insecta; Psocodea; Pediculidae. Bases 1 to 1587 code for a protein of 528 amino acids. The record is from RefSeq and is a predicted model, not a curated record. The transcript has 8 exons. Gene Ontology annotation, molecular function: ATP binding; protein serine/threonine kinase activity. Gene Ontology annotation, biological process: protein phosphorylation.